AUGGUAAUAAAAAAAACUUUUGUGAAUAGACUUCCUCGAAAUAUCUAUAAUUUCUUAGUGUAUGUGCUUCUUUACUAUUAUGCCGUGCAAAGUAGCACCGCUAGCGAUAUGCCGCACGAGUGCGCCUACAGAACGUCUCAAUCGGAGACGUCAGAAGAUACAGAAUUAUUUUGCAAAAUAAGAACAAUAAGUAGUCUAGAUAAUCUACUACAGAACAUCAGCCGAACACACUUUGACGAUGUAAUUUCCUUGCACGUCCAAUGUAGUGAAAUUCUGUUCUUUGAGAGUACACUUGCAGCUCAGACACAAGAGACCUCACGAAAACAUUCAAAUCUAGGCAAGCUCAAAGACCUUGUCAUUGAUAAAUGCAAGAUACGGCAGAUUCCACCUCGGGCCUUUGAAAAUUUCAAAGAUCUAAAAUCUCUCCACGUAACAACGCAUAACAGUGAAUGGUCUGCAAUGACUAUGGACUUACAUGAACUCGCUUUCAUGGGUUUAAUUCAACUCGACAUGAAUGCUUUAAGGCUAGAUCAGAUAGAUGAAGAUAGUGACUUGCCUGAAUUUUUCAUAAGCGGAAAUCCUUUUGUUUGCGACUGUUCAAUGGAAUGGAUUCAACGGAUCAAUUAUUUAAGUCAUAGUCGACAAUACCCGCGUGUGUUGGACCUUGAUAAAACGUUUUGUACCUUGGUUCAUUCGCGAGCCAAAGAAAAAAAAAUGAUCAUAGAUAUGUCCCCUUCCGAUUUUCUAUGUCCAUAUGAAAGCCAUUGCUUUGCUCUUUGUCAUUGUUGUGAUUUCUUUGCUUGUGAUUGUGAAAUGAUUUGUCCUAAUAACUGUAGAUGUUAUCAUGAUAUAACGUGGAACGCUAAUGUUGUUGAUUGUUCGAAUGCUGGUUACACACAAGUGCCAGAUAGAAUACCUAUGGAUGCAACUGAAAUAUAUUUAGAUGGCAAUGAUAUAAGUUAUUUGGGAAAUCACAUUUUUAUUGGCAAAAAGAAGUUGCAAGUAUUAUAUUUAAAUAAUACAAAAUUGAAAGAAGUUAAUAAUCAAACAUUCAAGGGAGUAGAUUCACUGAGGGUACUGCAUUUAGAAAACAAUAAAUUAGUAGAACUUAAAGGGGAUGAAUUUUUGCAUCUGAAUAAUCUUAACGAAUUGUACUUAGACCAUAAUGCCAUAGUACACGUAGCAAAUAAUACGUUUUCUUCAUUAAAAUCUUUAUCAGUUCUUCGAAUUGACGAUAACAAACUUGUUAACUUCUUUCCAUGGAAAUUGCUAGCUUCGUCUUCAAAAAGUUUAGCUCAUGUUUCAAUAGAGGGUAAUCAAUAUUCUUGUGAUUGUAAAAGUAUUGCUGAGUUAGAUACUUGGCUGAGAAAGGACCCUGGAGAUCCAGAAAAAAUGUUAUGUACUGAUAACAAAGGAAAGCCAACGAAAAUCACAAUUGCAUCUCUCUUAAGUCAUUGCAAAGAAUAUCUUGGUUCUAUAAAUGAUCCGACUGUCUCUAAAAACGAAAUCGUUUCUAAGUCAUUGUUUUUACCUGACAAUUAUUUCGCUAUUGUAUGCGGUUCUAUCAUAAUAAUAGUAGUUGUUUGCCUAAUAGGUGCUGUAUUUUACGCUUUUAGAUUUGAAGUUAGUGAUUGGUUGUACACUAAUUUUGGCAUUCCUUUAUUUAAAGAACAGUCAUGUCCUAAUGUUGAACAUGUACUAGAUGGAAAUCCAAAUCACAUGCAUGACUACUAUGUGAUAUGCAAUACCAAAGACACUCAAUUCAUUUACAACAAUAUAUUGUCUGAAAUAGAAUUUAGGAAGAUGUCAGCUAAAAAAUUGACAUUAAAUGAAUCCACACUGAACAUUUUGACUUUAGAUAAUAAGUUUAAAAAUGUAUCGUGGAAUGACCCCCGGUUCUGGGAUAGAUUUGUCGCACUUCUUAAUUCUACUGAUACUAUUAUCACAGUAAAGAGCUCUGGAAGAAGUGUAUUCAAGAAAACCUUGCGGCAAACGCCAACAUUAAGAUAUACUACAAUGCCAGUAACAAAUGUCAGUUGCUCAAUGCAGAAUUUUUCAAAUUCCUUGCAAUAUUGUAAAAGAAAUGAUGGGGCAAUAUCACAGAAUGAAAGUUCUCCCUCCUCCGACAACACGUAUGGGGAAGGGAAUAAUUCGAACAAUAGUUACAUGUCGAUUGAUAAUAGGACAUGUCCCCGGUUUAAUUAUGACCUAAGGCUCUCCCCGAGUAGUGGUCAUGUCUAUUCCAGAGUGGAGGAUAUAUCUCCAACCGUACCUCGAUCAAAUACGAACACCGUAGCUAAAGGUCGCACUUACUUUGUAUAA
This is a messenger RNA of Danaus chrysippus (African queen), 2322 nucleotides long. Lineage: Eukaryota; Metazoa; Arthropoda; Insecta; Lepidoptera; Nymphalidae. The record is from the annotation of a GenBank genome assembly.